AUGGCAUACAUGCUCAACCAAACCAUGACAGUCGUGCACGCUUCCGACAUUGCCGCCGCUCCCAGACACAAACAACCAGUCGCAUACCCGGACCAAUCACUAGUCACAAUAGUCCCUGAAGAAAGCGGGAUCUUUGGCGAUAGACUUGUCGCAACCUUCUUGCGUCCACUGGUCCCAGCAAACACAUCAUACCCUGCUAUCACGACCGACACACCGCAGUCUUUCAUCUGGGCCGUAUCGCCGACAGGUGGUAAUGCGACAGGCCAUGGGCCGCAGGGACGCGGAAUUGUAGCUGCUGCAAAUAUGGGUGCUGAAACUGCGCCGUAUAAUGGUCAAACAGGCAGUAUUGGUGCACCUGCCGCAGAAACAAAUCGUCAGGAUCUUAUGGUGCAGGCACAUGGCGCAUUGAUGUUUCUGGCAUUCAUGGUAUGCAUGCCCCUAGCUAUAUUCGCUGCCAUGUUUGCAAAGUGGCACGGAUUCUGGUUCAAGAUACACUGGGGACUGAUGUCACUAGCAGUCAUCUUCAUUGCUGUUGCGUUUGGAUUGGUGUAUGGCGAACGGUCUGAGCAAGGGGAUGAUCAUAUUGAUACGAACGAUGAAGGGUCUCAUUCGAUGGUCGGAAUAGUGGUAAUCGCACUAUCAUUCUUCCAAUGGGUAUGGGGUAUCAUGAUAGAUCGACUUUACAAUGAAAAGAGGACUGCGGUUCCGUGGUGGGAUUAUUUGCAUCAUUGGAUGGGACGUGCUAUUUUGAUUACUUCCUGGGUUGCCAUUGGUCUGGGAAUCUCCUUGUAUAAUAGCGGAAAUCCCAUAAAUACUGCCGUCAUCGGGAUCGUCUGGGCAUGGGGAUCGUUUAUAGUGGCCCUCUUCAUAAUCCUCCUCAUCAACAAAAUAAUCAUUCGCAGACGCCACGGUGGAAUCGACCCCACUCUUGAAAAAUCAGCAGAGACAAAGACAUCGUAUCUUCCUGACUUGCGGCAUACUCCAUCGGCCGUGGUUGAUGGACCAACGGGAGUAGAAGAUACUACUAAUGUGAAGACGGGAUUUAGACCUUGGAGCGUGCUGGCUGAUAGAAGAACCAGAAGGCCGAGACCGGUGACGCAGAGUAGUGCGGUUACAGAAACCACGAAUGAGACGUUGACGAAUGAUUAUUGA
Synchytrium microbalum is the source of this 1152-nucleotide messenger RNA. RefSeq lists its product as uncharacterized. The transcript has 5 exons. The record is from RefSeq and is a predicted model, not a curated record. Bases 1 to 1152 code for a protein of 383 amino acids. NCBI's taxonomy places the organism in Eukaryota, Fungi, Chytridiomycota, Chytridiomycetes, Synchytriales, Synchytriaceae.